UCCUUCUACACAACAGUUAAGUCUGUGACAGAGCCUCUGUGUGUGAGAGGGAAGAAGAAUGGAGAAGUCCAGGACAAAGCCUGUUGGUUUGCUAGAUAAGGCAGUGGCAGCUGCCAAAUCCAUGCGUCGUGAUGAACUGUACUUUUCUUACAAGGGAAUUCUCUACCCUACUACUGUUUGCAGUCCUGAAAAUUUCAAAGCCUUGGAGUCCUUUGAAGCCAGAAGGGAUGAUGUAAUUUUGGCAGGAUACCCUAAAUCCGGCACAAACUGGCUAAGUCAAAUCUUAACUGACCUGAUAGCCAUAUCUCAAAAGAAAACACCUGGUAGUGAAAGCACUGUGAAUGCUGAAGAAGAACAAGAAGAAUACUUAGAAGUUGGAGAUGCUGAGAAAUAUGAGCGAAUGACGAAAUUACCUUCCCCAAGAUUAAUGGUUACCCAUCUCCGUCCUGAAAAUCUUCCCAAAUCUAUCUUCCAAAACAAUGCCAAGAUAUUGUUACUGAUUCGUAAUCCAAAAGAUGUUGCUACAUCUUAUUACCAUUUUUCCAAUGCCCUGGCACUUCUUCCCUCCUAUGAGACCUGGGAUGAUUUCUUCACAGAUUUCAUGACAAAGAAAAUGGCCUGGGGAUGCUAUUUUGAAUACCUUUCUGAAUGGAACAAAUAUGCUGACAAAGAAAAUAUUAUGACAAUUACUUAUGAAGAAGUAAAAGAGAAUCCUGCCCUGAGUGUGAAAGACAUAGCUACGUUCUUUGGAAUUCCUCUGACUGAGGAACAGCUCCAGCUGGUGGUAGAGAGGAGCAGCUUCCAGUCCAUGAAGAAAAACUCAGAGAAGACCCAUGGGUCAUUUGGCAAUAUUUUCUUUCGCAAAGGUGGUGUAAGUGACUGGAAGAAUCUUUUCACUGAAGAUCAGAAUGAGAAAAUGGACAGGGCAUUUGAAGAACAUAUAGCAGGAACGAAACUUGGGAAAAAGUUGAAGUAUGACUUGUACUGCAAAGCCUGAAGAGAAAUGAAAUAUAGAUAGAAUAAGAACUUUGCAAGGCAGAAUCAGACCAUCUGAAUGCUUUACACUGGAAACCUAGAUCAAAGGUUCCAAGCACCUUAGAAUUAAUGUAGGAGUCAUUGCAGCAGCCUUUAUAGUGACAGUGAUGAGCCUUUUGUUUUAGUAUGAGACUUCAGGCUACACUCACUUGCUGAAGAAGAUGGCAACUAAUUAUAUUUACAAAAACCUAAU
Messenger RNA from Melospiza melodia melodia, 1228 nucleotides. RefSeq names its product sulfotransferase 6B1-like. Bases 59 to 997 code for a protein of 312 amino acids. The transcript is spliced from 7 exons. Lineage: Eukaryota; Metazoa; Chordata; Aves; Passeriformes; Passerellidae. The record is from RefSeq and is a predicted model, not a curated record. Gene Ontology annotation, cellular component: cytoplasm. Gene Ontology annotation, molecular function: sulfotransferase activity. Gene Ontology annotation, biological process: sulfation.